GGGGAGAAGAGCGAAGACUGUAUGGCCUCAUCCAAGAAUCCAAGAUAUUCGCCUUGGAAGUCUACAGCUUUGGUUAGAAUCCACAUUCUGUGCUGUGUAUUGGAGUACCUAUGAGCGGGGCUUGAGACUUGAUGGGAUGAAACGGUGAAUCAUGUACUACUCUAUUUGGUUAAUUGGGUUAACGAGUAAAUGGGAGGUGGUGUGAAUAUAUGAAAUCCACAAAGGCACAGUAAAAGAGGGGUGAGGGUUCGACGGGAACACUUCCAUCUAUAUAAACCCCUCGCAUCUCCCCUCCUCAACACCUCUCUUCUUCUUUUCUCAUCAACAACGACAACUUUACAUCUCUCAAUAACUUCAAUCUUAUAACUACAUACCACCCUUUUCAAACUUUCCAACUUUUCACCAAACAAAUCUAUCAAAAUGGUUUUCGGCUGGGGCGAAUCUCAAGAACACUACGACCAAUACCAAAACGAGAACACUGCCAGUCUCGGUCAUGAGGUUCUCGCAGGUGGUGCUGGUUUCGCCGCCAUGAAGAUGUUCGAGGAUAGACAACGCAAGGAGGGAAAGCCAGUCUCCCACGCUUUUGCUAAGGAGCUUCUCGCUGGUUUCGCCGCUGGUGAAAUCGACAAGUUGGCUGAGACCAAGGGUGAGGACUGGGUCCGUGAGCACAGAAUGAGAGAAAGAUCCCAAGAACAAGCUGAGCACUUGUAUGAUCAACAUUACGGCCAGGAUGAUCAAUAUGACCCAAACCAACGUGGUCCCCCAGAGCACUUCAACAACUACAACAACAACUGGUAGAUUAAUGAUUGAGAGCACGGAAUCGAUCGAGGAUAUCAGAAGUGAUAGUAUGAUGAAUUGAUGGGAUUUCUGCUGUCUCGAUUAGGGAUCUGCUGAUGAUGAUGACGAAUUUUAUAUAUAGCAUGCAUGGCUUUUUAUGAUGGAUGAUACGGUCUGGCAAAAGCCUAGGUUCUCCACAGAAUACAGUCUCAAUCGAAAUAAAAGGAUUUUGACCA
Molecule: messenger RNA, 1013 nt
Organism: Botrytis cinerea B05.10
Lineage: Eukaryota; Fungi; Ascomycota; Leotiomycetes; Helotiales; Sclerotiniaceae
Exons: 4
Coding region: 421-798 (125 amino acids)
Source: RefSeq, a predicted model, not a curated record